CGGAGCUGAAGGGGAAAUCAGACGUAAGCUCCUCUCUUAUGGGAUCAACCCGGACUCAGGAGGACCAUGGGGGCCGCCGAUCUUCUCUUCAUCACUCUCAACCACAGCGUGUCCUUCACGGGUAAGGCCUGGUGGAUGCUGAUGCUAGUGGUGCGCCUGCUGGUCCUGCUGCUGGCCGGGUCCACCCUCUUCAGCGACGAGCAGGAGCGCUUCAUCUGCAACACCAUCCAGCCCGGCUGCUCCAACGUCUGCUUCGACGUCUUCGCCCCUGUGUCCAUCUUCCGCCUCUGGCUCUUCCACCUUAUCCUCCUCUGCCUUCCUCACGUCAUGUUCGCCAGCUACGUCGCCCACAAGAUCCUGUCGUACCGCCACUGCGGGGCGGUCUACUUCCACGACCAGCUCCGGGGAGGGUCUCCCUUGGCCCUGGAGACUGGCUCCUCCAAGGAGCUGUCUCUGAGUAAAGCCGCCCCUGAAUGGGGAGUCCCCCGCUUCUUCUGCGCCUACCUCCUGGUGGUGGUGGUUAGAAUCCUCCUGGAGCUGGUCUUCGGGGCCGGGCAGUUCUUCCUCUUCGGGCUGUCCCUUCCGAAAAGCUUCCUGUGUUACGAGGCUCCCUGCACCUCCGGGGUGGAGUGCUACAUCUCCAGGCGGACGGAGAAGACCCUGAUGCUCUACUUCAUGCUGGGCGUCACCGCCACCUCCGUCCUGCUGAGCCUGCUGGACCUGGCCAGCUCGCUGAAGUCCAUGCUGAGGUGGAGGAAGAAGACACAGCGGCUGAUGGAGGAGAUGAGCAAAGGAGAGCAGAGCAGCGUGUUCACCACAGUGACCACUGAGGACACCGAUGUGCUCCUGACCAAGAGGACCCUCCCGACCAAGACCCUGGCCAGCGAGGAGGCUAAGGCUCCACCACACCGCCAGCUGAACGGUGGACCGGGCUUCAGGCGGUCCUUAUCAACGCCUGACAGGCGACUGCCCGAGUGCAGGCCAGACUUCUCCAGACCACCAACCCCCAUGAGCACGUUCGGAUCCCCUCAGUAUGUUCACCACAGCCCACCGAAGCCCCCGGUGUCCCCUCGCUCCGAGACGCCAGGGACACCGGCAAGUGUGAGGAGCACCAGUCAGUUCACCACCACCAAGGGUCAGCCAAGUGCCGACUCCCCGCCCGACAGGAGGGCCUGGGUGUGA
Synchiropus splendidus (mandarinfish) is the source of this 1182-nucleotide messenger RNA. RefSeq names its product gap junction delta-4 protein-like. The coding region runs from base 67 to 1182 and encodes 371 amino acids. Gene Ontology annotation, cellular component: connexin complex. The transcript has 2 exons. The record is from RefSeq and is a predicted model, not a curated record. Gene Ontology annotation, biological process: cell communication. NCBI's taxonomy places the organism in Eukaryota, Metazoa, Chordata, Actinopteri, Syngnathiformes, Callionymidae.